AUGGAUCAUAUACCAUCCCAGCUACGGGAUCUACUUCCGCCAGAACGCGUUUUCACCAGUUCAACUCCCGAGUUCAAGGAGUACGUGAAAUUCUAUAAUCAGUCCUUGACAGACUCGCCUCUGGCUAUCAUCCGACCGGUGACUGAAGAUGAAGUUUCACGGACUCUUCGCUUUUGUUCCACGAUUGGCAUCCGAAGCGCGGUGCGUUCCGGUGGACAUGAUUUUUUCGGUCGCUCGCUAACGGCCAAUGGUGUCCUCCUCGACAUGCGAAGGAUGAAAUCCGUAUCCAUUGCCCCAGAUCAAGGCAGCGUGCGAGUUGGUGGCGGGAUCAUUGCAGGGGACUUGCAGGAAAUACUCGACCGCCAUGGUCUGUUCACCCCAACCGGUCAAUCCAAGACCGUGGGUUACGUUUCGUGGGCUUGUGGUGGGGGGUAUGGAUUCUACGUUGGAUCUUACGGGUUUGGAGUCGACCAGAUCCUAGGGGCGAAGGUGGUAACGGCAAACGGAACGGUGAUCAACACUCGCGAGGACGAAGAACUGCUAUGGGCACUCCGAGGCGCCGGGGCAGGCACUUUUGGGGUCGUGACCGAGUUAACAGUCAAGGUCUACCCCGUGCCAAAGCUUUAUGCCGGGUAUUUAGCGUUUGCACUCUCCCAGGCUCAGGUGGUCCUUGAUGGGUUUCAAAGACUGGUGACGACCCAUUUUCCGGAUGAAUUCAGUGGCGAUGCCCUCGUUGCCCAUGCAGAUAUGCUUCCGCUUGGGCUCUCAGAGCCUUGCUUCGCCUUCCUCUGGUGCUGGACUACGAAAAAUGGAGACCUGGAGCCUGCGAAGAUCUUUCUCCGCAAAAUGACGGACCUUGGGACGGUUCUCGCAAACACGGUAGAGGAGACUAGCCCAGCCGUCUACGGAGUUGGCGACUCGUCGUCACCCACCUUUUUCCGCAGCAUUAAUAUCCAACAACUUGACGCCGAUAUUGGAGCUAUAUUCGAGUCAUUCCCACCGGUAUAUCCAUUAUCAGCAGUUGUCAUACAUAACAACCAUGGGAUAUUUGUAGAGGAGAAACGCCGUGAUGCUGUCGAUUCCUGCUUUGCCAACAGGUUUCCGCACAUCAUCCUAGGAUUCCAUGGCGGCACUUAUUCCGGAGCGGUGUUUAAUACCAGUGCUUUAGCCGAAGCUAGAGACUGGGUAGAGCGGCUGAAAGCGAAGGUCGAGAGGACGGGAUUGGCAAUGACGAAAAAGUUCCCCAGCUUCUGUCCGCCGGAAGAGGUGAAUCUUCUACAGUGUUUUGAUCAGCACACGUUGGACAGGCAGCUUUUGACGCACACGAGUGGGAUGGCGUAUGCGCUUGAAUACGUCUCACCCGAUUUAGUGGAACGUGUAAACGGUAUUAGGCUAGGUGAGGUCAUGCAACGCCACAUCCUUCAACCUCUUGGGAUCAGUGACAUGGAAUUCCGCCUUGAGGAACGUCAGGAUAUGCGAGCUUGCUUGGCCCAAUGCUACGAGCACUCCGAUGAGGGGGUGUUUUAA
Messenger RNA from Aspergillus affinis, 1527 nucleotides. RefSeq lists its product as uncharacterized. Gene Ontology annotation, molecular function: FAD binding. The transcript is spliced from 4 exons. The record is from RefSeq and is a predicted model, not a curated record. The coding region runs from base 1 to 1527 and encodes 508 amino acids. Lineage: Eukaryota; Fungi; Ascomycota; Eurotiomycetes; Eurotiales; Aspergillaceae.